AUGAAGAAGACCGGACAACUCGAUCUCUUCGAAUACGCAAAGACGCUAGUCAACGCUCGUCCGCACCUAAUCGACUCAGUUGAUCAAUACAUGUUCAUCUACGAUACGCUGGCCGAGGCAGUGCUGUGCAACGUGCAACCGAUCGCUAUGUGUGAACUGAAGGAUCGGUCGACGAUGUAUAAAGCGAAAAAAGACCGGCAACAGAUCGAAACGCAAGAUAACCACGAGAACAAGUUGCUGCUGACAUUGACACCAACCCUUCGAAUCGGCGACUGUGCAGGCGGGCAUCGCUUGGAAAAUCGAGGGAAGAACCGGGAUGUGAUGGUGGUGCCACCUGACCAUGCUCGUCCGUAUCUCCAGACGCUGCACGGCGAAAGCAAGGACUACACCUACAUCAAUGCUGUCGAAGUAGACGGCUUUACUAGGAAGGGCGAAUUCAUCGUCACGGAAUGGCCAAAGCAGGCCACCAUCGAUUCAUUCUGGACGCUGAUUUAUGAUCAUUCCUGCCAUACUGUGGUCAAUCUCAGCAACCAAGGGAACCCGAAGCAUUACCCGACAUUCAUACACAACAAGGGAAAACACAACUAUGGCCCAUUUAUCGUCGAAGUGCUCAACUAUCACCAGUACCCGCAGAUGACGUCGCAUAUGGUGAAAGUGAUGAAACGGAAGGGUAUGUCGGAUAUUCGGCGGUUGAUGAACGUGCGCAAGAACAAAUCGGAAGAGACGUCGAAGCAGAUUGAGAAGCUGACGUUCAUGAUCUCUGACAUUAUGUCGAGUGGCCAGAGUCAGCAGCAAAUGGAAGCGGAAGUGCGAAUUUGCUGCGUCAUUCAGGUCCGCAUGUGGCCAAUCGAGCACAAGGUCCCUCUUUCCACUACCGGACUCAUCGACGUCAUCAAAAUGGCGCGUUCAUGGCGCAAGCGGGCCCCGGAUCGUCCAGAGACAAAGCCCACCAUCGUCUUGUCACACAAUGGUGUCUCGCGUUGCGGCGUAUACAUCGGAGCAAACAUUUGUAUCGAUCAGAUGGAUAUGGACCACGAAGUGGACGUGUUCCACGCUGUCAAACUGAUGCGCAUCAACCGGCCUCAGCUGAUCGAUAUGAAGGACGAGUACAAAUAUUUGUAUGAUGUGAUGUUGCAUUGGUACAUGACGAACCCUGAGUACCGGAUAUUUGAUAAGGAAGAGCCGGUCGAAGAGGGAAGCGUCCCCAAUAGUCGUCGCGCCUCGAACCGGAAUUCGCUGAAAUUCGGAAGUCGAGCUGGAAGUAUCCGGGACCGCUCGUUGCGUGGCUCAAGAAAGGAGAACCACGUCAACCACUCGAACAGUAUACUGGCGAAACUUGCGCCUCGG
This is a messenger RNA of Mesorhabditis spiculigera, 1347 nucleotides long. The record is from the annotation of a GenBank genome assembly. NCBI's taxonomy places the organism in Eukaryota, Metazoa, Nematoda, Chromadorea, Rhabditida, Rhabditidae.